CGGUCGCACGGUUUUCCGCCAGUCAUCGUGAAAAAUAUUCGGCGCGCCAUUUCUGUGUUUGCGCUUCCAAACAUCCAGCAAUAAACUAAACAAAACUCGAUAACAGCAAAUUGUUGUGUUGAACGGGCAACCAUUCGACGCCGGCGCCCACAGAAACAAUAUACAAAUACAUAGGCACACAGCAGAAAAUACGCACUCGAGUUGCACACAUUUGCUCAAUUCGCGAGCAGAAAUUUGACGAUUAGCGAAUAUAGUUUAAACAGUCGGAGACGGAUCAUCAUCAUCAGCAAGAAGAAUCGAAAUGUUCGGCGGCGCUAAACCCUCAUUCGGAGCGGGAGCCGGCGCUACAGGCUUUGGCGCCUUCAGCAACACCGCCGCAGCAACACCCUUCGGCCAGUCGGCCUUUGGGAAGCCAGCGACGCCAGCGUUUGGAGGGACGCCCGCCUUUGGCGCCCAGCCAGCCCAGCCCUCGAUGUUUGGAAGUGCGGCAGCACCGAAUCAAACCACUGGCGGACUCUUUGGCAGUGCAACAACAACAAGCGCUUUUGGCAGCACAACAGCGGCGCCCACAUCAUUUGGAGCAUUUUCGCAGGCACCGCAGCAGACUUCAAGUAUAUUUGGAUCGACGCAGGCGGCGCCAAACACGUCGCUCUUUGGUCAGACCGCAACGAGCGCCUUUGGAGCCGCCAAGCCCACAACUCUGGGCAUGACCAGUUUUGGACAGACGCCGGCGGCGCAGCCACUCUUUGGUCAACAGCAGACAGUGGCUUCAAGUGCCUCGGGCUUUGGUAGCUUUGGCCAAACGGCGCCGACAACAACAAAUGUAUUUGGCAGCGGUGCCGCCUCGGCAUUUGGCCAACCCCAGGCGGUAACUGUGGGUGCGGCUGGUGGCGUCAAUGCGGGCACCUCGCUGGUCAAAUAUCAGCCCACCAUUGGCACGGACACACUGAUGAAGGGCGGCCAAACAAACAAUGUGAACACCAAGCAGCAUUGCAUCACUGCGAUGAAGGAAUACGAGCUGAAAUCACUGGAGGAAUUGCGCCUGGAGGAUUACAUGAGUGGCCGCAAGGGUCCACAGGCGGGCAGUGCGCCGGGUGCCUUUGGUUUUGGUAGUCCCACUGCCGGCACACAGGCCACGGCGGGUGGCGGACUCUUUGGAUCGCCGUCACAGCAACAGCAGCAGCACAGCGCCGGACUCUUCGGCCAGACGGGCCAGGAGAACAAGAGCUUAUUUGGCAGCUCGGCCUUUGGCCAGCAGGCACCAGGCAGCGCUUUCGGUGCACCCGCCCAACAGAAUAACUUUAUGCAGAAGCCUUUCGGUGCGGCUCCAACGAGCGCCUUUGGCACCACCACAACCGAUGCAGCCAAUCCAUUUGGCGCCAAGCCUGUCGGAUUUGGCCAAACGGGUAGCAAUAUGUUUGGUCAGGCGACGGCAACAAAUGCUGCGCCUGCCUUUGGCCAGACAACAACCACUUUUGGUGGCUUUGGCAGCACGGCUGGGCCUACUGCUCAGCAGACGCCGCUGUUUGGCGCCACAAAUCCAACGGAUCCUAAUAAGCCAGCCUUUGGACUGGGCACCGCUGCGUCCACUGCGCAGCCGGGCUUUGGUGGUUUCGGUUCGACGGCAACGAGCACCGCUGGUGGCGGUCUCUUUGGCUCAAAGCCGGCGACGAGCUUUGCGGCGCCCGCUUUUGGGGCCAGCUCCACGGCAAACACAGCCUUCGGCAACUUUACGCUGAGCAACAGCAAUGCUCCGGGCGCCGGCGGUGGUCUGUUCAACACCAACUUGAAUAAGCCGCCAACAUCGGCGUUUGGUGGCUUUGGCACCACUUCAUCGGCACCGCUCAACUUCAAUGCCAGCAACACGGGCAACUCCAUCUUCAGCAGUGCCGCCAAGCCGGGCGGUCUAUUUGGGGGUGGCAACACCACUCUCGGUACCGGCACUGGUGCUGCACCAACGGGUGGCGGUCUUUUUGGGGCCGGUGGCGCAAAUGGUGGAUUUGGCAGCACUUUGGGUGGCAGUUUUGGCAGCCUCGGCGGCGGCAAUACGGCUCUCUCUGGCCUCGGAUUGGGUGCAUCUCCCGCCCAGGGCGUUGUUGUGGUACCCAUCCAUCAGCAGAUCCUAUCGAAGGUGACAUCGCCAUAUGGCGAUACGCCAAUCUUCAGGGAUCUGAAGCGCAACGAAGAGGUGGACGCCACGCGUGCCACAAAUCCCGUGGCACAGCAGGCAAUGAUCGAUAUGAACAGUCAUCAUUACAAGAUCACCGAGAAGGAGGGUCCGGCCGGCAUUCGGGUGAAGGCGCUGGUCAGCGCCCGCAACACCAAGUCCAUGUUCGAUGGUCUCGAGGAGUUUGAUGCCAGUGUCGAGGGCUUCAGUCUCAAGCCGAAUGCUAAGCGGCUGGUCAUCAAACCCAGACCGAAGACAACCACCACGAGCGAGCCGAGUAGCAUCCAACAUCAAGGCAAUAGCGGCAGCGGCAGUCCUGCUCCUGCAGCAGUGCGUCCUCCGACCAAGUCAUACAACGGCAUCACACCAAACGAACCGGUGCCAAUCAGUGUCACCAACAGCUCCCCGGUGGCCAAUCGAGCUGAUGCGGAUAGCAGUCGUCGCGAAUCCUGGUUGCAUCCCAACAACUUGGCCAAGGUGCGUCAGCACAAUCUGCAAUCGGGCAUGGAUCAGUCGCCCCUAAAUAGCACCGUGACGGAUCUGGUGCCACGCAAGCCACUGGAAACGUAUAAGAAUGCGGCGCCGGCCGCACGCCUCUCAGUGUCCACCAUACCGGAGAAUCCGUUCGAGGAUCAGGCCAGCAGCAUUGCGCGUCGCGACACAUUCAUUUCGGAGCACGGCAACGAGAGCAGUCUCUCGAUACGCUCCAACGACUCGGAGCAGCAGCAGCAGCGUCUGGCCAUUGAACCGGCCGCAGAUGCGGAUCCCAAUCCGGAUGCUGACACAGAGCCACAUCCGACGGGCAUUGUGCUGCGCCGCGUUGGCUACUACACCAUACCGCAACUGGACGAUCUCAAGUCCUAUCUGGCCGAGGAUGGCUCCUGUGUGGUCCCCGAUUUCACAGUUGGUCGCGAAGGCUACGGCAACGUUUACUUUGGCAAGGAACUGGACGUAGCCGGUCUCAAUCUGGAUGAAAUAGUACAUUUUCGCAACAAGGAGGUCAUCAUUUAUCCGGACGAUGAUAAUAAGCCGCCCAUUGGCAGCGGCUUGAAUCGAGAGGCUCAGGUCACGCUGGAUCAGGUGUGGCCCGUGGACAAGACGAAGCAUGAGGCGAUUAAGGAUCCACAGCGUCUGCUCGAAAUGGACUGGGAGGCGAAAUUGCGUCGCGUUUGCGAUAAGAAUGCGACACGUUUCAUUGAGUUCCGGCCGGAGACGGGCAGCUGGGUGUUUCGCGUCAAGCACUUCUCCAAAUACGGACUGGCCGAUAGCGAUGAGGAAGACGACGAGAUACCCACCGAUCCCAAGAAGGCCAAAAUGGGUGCCAUGGAGGCCACCACUUCCACCGAUAAAAUGACUUUGACAUCGCUGCGCAAAGCGCAAAAGAUCUCCGAGGAGGCCGGUCGGACCAUGGAUCCAAAGUCAUUGGAUGUUGUCUGCGUUGCCGGCGGCUUUCGACCCAUGGACACCUCCGCUGAGUUCCUCAUGAUGGACAAGACACAAUUCUUUCAAGCCGGCGGCGGCACCGAUUUCUCCAUGUUUGAUGCACCACGUCCCGUGGCCGCCAGUCCCCCGGCUGCGCUGUCCCACGAAUUUAUGGGCAGUGAGCCGCAUAAGAUGCAGCUGAUGAAAUCAUCCCUGUUUGUGGAGGACAAUGGCAGUGACGAUGAGCUGGAUUCGUUUCCGCUGCGUGGAAGACGGCAACAGCAGCAGCAAAAGCUGCGCACACAUAACUUAUUCGGGCAGGAUACGCAGAUGUGGAAGGAUGCUGUCGCCUCGGAGAACUCCAGUGAAUAUGGACGUCAGUCGCCACUGUUGGCCGUAUCCUCGUCGAACUCCGUGAACAGCAUAAUCCGCGAACUGCAAUCCGAGACAUCAUCGGUGGCAGCUGAGAGUGUUAAUCCGGCCGAAAAGAAUGCUCAGCCAACGCAGCUAUUGGGUGCCCUAAAGGCCUUCAACGUUGUGAUAAAACCACGUGUGGCACCCGAAAAAGUAUUCGCCUCUGUUGUGCCACUGUCCCGUUCCAUUGCCCAUGGCCUCUACAACGGCUGGAUAGCGGAUCUGGGCUUCUACAAGGGGCGUAGUUUCAAGCUCAGCUUUGGGCCACAGAACACACUGAUGGUGCCCAACACCUUCAACAAUCUGUGCAGUUUGCGGGAGUCCGGCAAAGCCACGCCCGCAGCGAUCGCCUUUGAGGCACGCGUCGCCAAUGAUUACUCGCCCAAUUUGAUGCAGCGACUCCAAUUCAAUACAGUCGAUAAAUAUGAGCAUUUUGGCGAUACUAUUUUACCGCAUCUGGAGGUGCAGCUGCAGGACUGCAGCAUCCGCCAAGUGGAGGGCAGCAACUGUCCCUGGCUGCAGUCGAACAAUGGGACCCAGCUGAUUGCCAAGCAUCUUGCCGCUGCCAUUAGGCUGAGCAAAGCAAGCAGCAUGGAUGCUUAUGGAGUCUCCGUGUGGUCGCUGAUGAUUUCGCUGUGGGGCGAGCACGAGGAGCUGGUCGGGCAGGACUCCAGCUCCCAUUUUGUGGUCAUGUGUCGGCGCAAUCUGCUGUCAGAGUGGCUGGAAAAUGCGCUCGUCAGCAAGGAUUUGCUCUCAAAGAAGGUCGCCAACAAUAGCUAUCUGGCUCAUAUGCUGGACUUGUUGUCCUGCCACCGUGUGACCGAAGCUUGCGAAUUGGCCUUUAAAUACGACGAUGCCAAUUUGGCACUGAUCCUAGCUCAGCUCAGCUCUGGCGCCGUGGUGCGCAUGCUCAUGGAGGAGCAACUAUUUGCGUGGCAGCAGAGCAAAUCGGACAAAUACAUUAGCCUGGAGCGCAUCAAAAUGUUCAUGCUUGCCGCGGGAGUUCCACAGAUGCAGUCGUCCCAUGGUGCCAUCAAUCUACUAGAGGACUGCAGCUGGCUGACCGUAUUGGCCCUCCAGCUGUGGUACUUGACAGCACCCACCUCGAGCAUAACUGAUGCACUGUUGGAGUACGACAAGUCUUUCCAGGCCGAGGAAAGCUAUGCGGAUCCACCCAAGCCCAACUACAAAGCCAAGCAGCCGUACAAGAGCCAGCAGUCCAUCUAUGAUCUGCGCUACCAUCUCCUCCAGCUCUACUCAAAGCGUGGCCAUUCCUUGGAGCAAACCUUGAAUCCAAUCACACACACCUCAGAUCCAAUGGAUUUUCGCCUAAGCUGGAUGCUACUGCAAACGUUGGAGGCGCUUGGCUAUCAUCAUUGCACUCCGUUGGCCGAGGCGCAACUGCACGUGGACUUUGCCAGCCAGCUGGAGAACGAAGACCUCUGGCAGUGGGCAAUAUUUGUGCAGCUGCACAUUAAGGAUCGCAAUCAGCGGGAACGCGCCGUGCAGCACACACUCCAGCAACAUGUCAGCGUUUCUGCUGAGACUCUGACUGCGGAGGAGGAAUUCAUCAUCGAACAGCUGGGCGUGCCCGAGUCAUGGGUGGACUACGCCAAGGCGGUUAAGGCCGGCUCCAUGGGACGCCGUCACGCUCAGGCCAAGUAUCUGCUGAAGGCGAAGCAUUGGGUGCAAGCACACGAGAUAAUCUUCCAGUAUAUCGCACCAGAUGCCAUCAUAAAUAACAACCUGGAGUAUUUGAACAGUUUACUCAGUCAGUUUGAGUGCACGGACGAUGGUGGUGUUAAGGUGCCAAAUUGGACAAAUCAGGGUCAGAUAUUUCUCGACUUCAUCGACAUCAGUGCCAAGUUCGGGCAGAUACAUAACGUCACAAGCAAUUCGGAAAUGCUGGCGCGCUGGGAGAACCUCAAGCCACAGCUCAGUGAGAUCUGCUCACGCAUCAGCCUUCUGCCGUGCCCCACAUCCAAGCAUCGUCUGUGCCAGACUGAGAUAUCCAAGUGCCUGACCUGUCUGGUGCAUGGCAUACGCAUUGUGUGGGAGGAGUUCGAUUCCUGUUAUGUCAUAGAAAUGGCCUUAGACCGGCUGCCCAUGCCACAGGAGUUUAUUACCAAAGAGCAUAGCAACCUGCUCGAAGAAUUUAUGCAGAAUAUGCUGAAUCAUCAGUCACAGGAAUCGGAAUCCAAAUCAGAGCCAGCACCACGCAUGAUUAUACAAAAUUAAAUUAACAUGAUCAAUCCAUAGGAAACUAAGCAAAAGUCAACGAUGAGCGGUGAGCGAUGAGCGAUUAGCGAUGUGUAGUUUAGCUGCCAAUUUAAUUUAGGUUUAUUAAUUAUAGGAAAUAAGCAUUAGUUCAUUAUCUAUAUAUUGUCUAUCUAUCUAUCAAGUGUUUCAAAUAUUAAAUAUUACGUAUUCU
Messenger RNA from Drosophila grimshawi, 6434 nucleotides. RefSeq names its product nuclear pore complex protein Nup98-Nup96 (gene Nup98-96). Bases 302 to 6241 code for a protein of 1979 amino acids. The transcript is spliced from 9 exons. The record is from RefSeq and is a predicted model, not a curated record. Gene Ontology annotation, cellular component: nuclear pore cytoplasmic filaments; nuclear pore. Lineage: Eukaryota; Metazoa; Arthropoda; Insecta; Diptera; Drosophilidae. Gene Ontology annotation, molecular function: structural constituent of nuclear pore. Gene Ontology annotation, biological process: protein import into nucleus; RNA export from nucleus; post-transcriptional tethering of RNA polymerase II gene DNA at nuclear periphery.